Molecule: messenger RNA, 986 nt
Organism: Puntigrus tetrazona (Sumatra barb)
Lineage: Eukaryota; Metazoa; Chordata; Actinopteri; Cypriniformes; Cyprinidae
Product: sialic acid-binding Ig-like lectin 5
Exons: 4
Coding region: 14-985 (323 amino acids)
Source: RefSeq, a predicted model, not a curated record
GAUUCCAGUCAGAAUGGUUUUUCUUCUCCUGAUCUUUCUGAUUGUGAUCCACAGGGGUUACAGUCAGAAGGAGAAUGUGAGAUACAGUCCUCCACACAUCUGUGCACUAAAGAACUCAUCAGUGAUAAUCAACUGCAAUUUUACGUACCCUCCUGAACGUUCUAUCAUGAAAACGUUCUGGACCAAAACAAAAAAUAGGAAUACUGAUAACGAGUUUCCAGAUCUGUCUGAGGACCCUGAAUACAGUCAGAGGCUUCAGUAUCUGGGAGAUAAACAGAAGAACUGCACCAUGAGACUGAGUCAUGUGACACAGAAAGAUGAACACAAGUACUAUUUCAGAUUCAUCACUGAUAAAGCCAAUGUGAAAUGGCUUGGUGAACCAGGAGUGACUCUUACUGUUUUAGAUCUUCAGGUGGAGUCUCCUGAGAGAGUGACAGAGGGAGAUUCAGUCCGUCUGACAUGUAAAAGCAGCUGCGCUCUGACUGACAGAGCAACAUUCAUCUGGUACAGAAACUCACAGCCAUUAACUGAGAGAAGAGACAGAAACAAUAUACUCCUGCUGCAGUCAGUCAGAAGAGAGGAUGCAGGCAGAUAUAGCUGUGCUCUACAGGAACACACUUACAUCUCUCCUGAGGUUCAUCUCAAUGUCGUGUACCCACCCAGGAACGUCUCUGUGUUCAUGAAUGGAUCUGGUGAAAUAGUGGAGGGAGAUUCAGUGACUCUGAUCUGCAGCAGUGAUUCAAACCCACCUGCAGAAAUCAGCUGGAUUAAAGGAGGAACAACUGUAGGAUCUGGAAGAAUCUACAACAUCUCAAAGAUCAGAUCUGAUCACAGAGAAGAAUACAAGUGCAAGUCCAGAAAUGAACAUGGAGAGAAAUACUCUGAAGCUGUGACUUUAAACAUCAUGUGUGAGUUAGUGAGUUCAGUAACUAUCACAUUAAAUUAUUUUUUUUAUAUGAUUGUUAGUGAUAUUUGCCUAUUUUAGA